Messenger RNA from Astrephomene gubernaculifera, 1056 nucleotides. Lineage: Eukaryota; Viridiplantae; Chlorophyta; Chlorophyceae; Chlamydomonadales; Astrephomenaceae. The record is from the annotation of a GenBank genome assembly.
CGAGGUGUUGGUUAAUAAUGUCCAGAUACAGUGUUCACAUAUUCAUUCAUUAAGUCUAGUGUUGGUUUCCCACAGAUGGGCUUUUGGUACUAAAUUGCUUUUUUACAACUUUCAGUAUAAACUUAGCACCCGAGCCUAAAACUGCUAAGCUACACUAAUGUCUGAGUGGUUUACAAGCACCGGCGAGGAACUAGGGGGAAAGCAGGGCCUCGUAACGGAGAUUCUGUGCGAGCUGCCACCCAAGCCUACGCAACGCAUAGCUGAAGUUCUGCAUGGGCGACAAACAUCUAUUGCAGUGAAGCAGAAUGAACUUCAUGAUGAUGACAUACGGACCUUUCCACCGCUCGUUAAGGGCGAAGAAGCGACCUCACGGAAGCGUCGGGUGCUGGCGCUGCGGACUGCGGCAGCAAAGCUGGAACGGGCCUUCGAGGCGUUUGGUCGUGAACGCGACCAUGAGGACUUCCAGCGGCUCUGGGACGACUUCCUCGCCCAUCACACGCCGCAGCGGCUGCUGUCAGCUCCUCAGGCGCCUGCUCCCUGCAUCCCAGCCGCCGCUGCUACUGUCUCUGCUGUAGCGGCUCCUGCUCCUCCCACGGCGCAUGCCGAGGGGCCCCGGGGCGCUAUCCCCACGCUGCUGCUCUCAACCAACGGCGCCAGUCCGGCAGACAGAUUGGAUUUGUACGGAGCCUUCGCGUCGUACCUGCGAGAACAAAAGGGUGCCUACGUGGCGCUUCUGCGCCCCGAGGAUCUGGCAGGCGGGGUGGGCGGGUGCUUCGGAGCCGCCCUCGCGCAGCUGAGUGGGCUGGCGGAGGCGGCGUCAGCGGAGGACGUCAUGGCCCUGGUGUCCUGGUACGAACACGAAACCGGCCGCAGCCGUACCGCCCUCCCUGCCGCCACAAUCACCACCAACGCACUUCAACCCCUAGCAACCACCGCAACCGCCACCAUCGCCGCCACACCCGCCAAGGGCGCCAAGACUCCAGGGAAGGCAGGCGGCAGGGCGGCGAAGACCCCCUCAGCCAAGACACCUGCUGCCAAGACGCCCGGUCGCGGGGG